This is a messenger RNA of Lactuca virosa, 1869 nucleotides long. Lineage: Eukaryota; Viridiplantae; Streptophyta; Magnoliopsida; Asterales; Asteraceae. The record is from the annotation of a GenBank genome assembly.
AUGGCGACUAGAGGUAGCAGAUCGGAGAAGGUAAAGAGGAUCUUCCAGCAAUUCGAUUUGAACAGAGAUGGUGGUCUUAAUAGAGAAGAAAUGUCCGCCCUUGUUGUUGCUGUUAACCCUAGAGUUAGAUUUAGCGAUGAGCAAAUUAGUGCCAUCCUCGACGAGGUUUUCCGUACGUACAGCGAUUUCAUCGACACUGAUAAAGGGCUUACUUACGACGGCCUGUUACGAACCUAUGACGACGGCGCCGGGGACGUCGACCGUGAUUUUGAAGCAUUAGCGCUUGAACUGAAGUCCAACGAUGAUAACGAUAACAGCAAUAACAACAAUGAACCCGCAUCUUCAAUGGCGUUCGAAGAAGCUUCCACAUCGUUGGUUGUCGAUGAGAGAGUAAAGUCACCGGAGCCGCAGAAGCAACAUCGAACGGCGACAUGGGCCGCGUCGCCAAACCACGGGAUUAUCUUCGACGACACAUGGAAACUCGUCGACGAUUUAGAAAUUCUGAUAAAGCGGUUAAAGACGAAGCAAAUGAAAGAUUUAAAAACCAAAGGCGAACAUUCCGAUGCCUUUUCCGAUCCAGGGUGGUCUAGAGAGCUUGGUCCAUCCAUGGAGAUGAACAAACAGAUCAUUUGGGACGAAACCAGACACGAUUACACCAUUUUCGUCAAAGAAUUAGGGGUUUUAAGAUCUAGAGCAGACGGGUCAAGAUCAAGAGAAGAAGCAUUCGAUGGACAUAUGGCAAUCGGUCGUCUUCUCUACGAUCAACAGUUAUUCAAAGAAGCCCUGGUAUGUUUCAAAAGAGCCUGCGAACUACAACCCACCGACGUCAGACCCCAUUUCCGGGCCGGAAACUGUUAUUACGUUCUCGAUCAACAAACUGAGUCAAAAGAAGAGUUCAUAUUAGCGUUAGAUGCAGCCGAAGCAGGAGCAUUACAGAGAAGCCGCCAUUCUUUGCCCUACUCAUUUUUUCGAGCUUUGAAGCUUCUGGGUAGUGCUCUAUUCGGUGCCGGAGAGUAUAAAGCCGCCGUGAAAGCCUUAGAGGAGGCGAUUUAUCUAAAAAACGAUUAUCCCGAUGCACAUUGUGACCUUGCUUCAGCUCUACACGCAAUGGGUAAUGAUGAUAAUGCUGUUAAAGAGUUUCAGAAAGCCAUUGAUUUGAAACCUGGACACGUGGAUGCUUUGUAUAACUUGGGUGGUCUUUAUAUGGACAUGGGCCGAUAUCAAAGAGCUUCAGAGGUUUACACUCGGGUUUUAGGGUUAUGGCCUAACCAUUGGCGAGCUCAGGUGAACAAAGCGGUGUCUUUAUUAGGCGCCGGUGAAACUGAAGAAGCUAAAAAAUCGUUAAAAGAGGCUUUGAAGAUGACUAGUAGAGUUGAGUUACAUGAUGCCCUUUCUCACUUGAAGCAACUUCAAAAGAAGAAAGGAAACGGAAACGGAAACCGGAAUGGAAUCGGUGAGGAUGCGUUUAUCGUCAUCGAACCAUCAAAAUUCAAAACUUUAGGUGAAAAAACGACAUUAAGGCAAGAAUUAGCAACGGCUCUUGAAAUUCGGUCUUUUCAGAGGGUUACACGGCUAUUCCGGUGUGAUGUUGAGCUUUUAAAGAAGGAAAUGAACGAUUCCAAGACCCCGUUAACGUAUUCCGGUUACGGUGUUCCGGAGAAGUCUAUACGAAAGGCGGCAUUGGAAUCCAUUCUUCGAAGACUACUUGGUUUCUUGAAACCCGAAACUUUUGUAGGAUCCGUCAAGGCGAUUAAUUUAAAAAUCCUUUCCGUUCUUGACGAAUCGGAAUCCGGAAGGGUCGAUUUGGGAAUGUUUUUCGCGGUUCUAGCUCCGAUUUGUGGUGGUUCGCCGGAAAACGAAAAAGGGUAG